Drosophila takahashii is the source of this 858-nucleotide messenger RNA. Lineage: Eukaryota; Metazoa; Arthropoda; Insecta; Diptera; Drosophilidae. The record is from RefSeq and is a predicted model, not a curated record.
AUGAAGUCGAUAUUCCUGGAGAUUUUCUUGUCGUUCUUGGCUUUUGAGGUCCUUCUUUUUACCAGUGCAAGCUCCGAAGAAUCUAUUUUAAGAUUCAAUUGCGAUGAAGACUGUACCAGGAUGCUCAACGCUUUUAUCACACAUGCUGUAAAAUACACUGAAACUGCUGAGGAUUUGAGGAUUCAGUUAAAUGUAACUGAUGAAAAACUGAAGAACGAAACAGAAAUUACUGAAUACUUGUGGAUACAAUUAAAUGCAACAAUUGAAGAGCUCCAGAGCAAAGAAAUCUUAGUGAAUUCCAUGAACCAAACUAUUCAGAAGUUGGAAAGACGUCUGGCUGAAGAAACUGAUCCAUUGUUGAUCCUUAAUGGAACAAAUGGAUGUCCCGUUGAAGGUCCAAGUGAUAUUUAUAAGGCAAAAUUGCAGGGUUUACCAGCUUUUGAAGUUCCCUGCUCCGAAGAAGGUUGGAUGACCAUUCAAAAGCGUUCCGAUGGUUCCGAGAAUUUUGAUCGAUCAUGGGAGGAUUACAAGGAUGGGUUUGGAAAAGUCACAAGAGAGUUCUUUAUCGGGCUGGAAAAACUCUAUUUGCUGACCAAUUCGGCACCCCAUGAACUUUACAUUAAAAUCGGAAGAUCUGGUGGAUCUUCAAGUAGCGCCACUUUUGAUAAUUUCCAAAUUGGCAAUGAGACGGAAUCGUAUGUGCUGAAAUCACUGGGUGUAUUUAAUGGUACUUCCGGAGAUUUCUUUACAACCAGCAUGAACCAAAAGUUCUCCACUUUUGAUAGGCCUGGCGAUUACAAUAUGUGCUCUACGAAUGAUCAAGGUGGUUGGUGGACCAAUGAUUGUGGUUAUAGGUAA